UGUUGUUGUUGUUGUUGAGGUGUUGUGCGUGCGUUCUACACAUUUGCUCUGCAGCUGCUGCUCAGCGUGUUACCACCACACGCCCUCACCAUCAUCAUCAUCAUCUUUUUUAUUUAUAAUCAGAAUCGAAAUCUUUUUUGUAUUAUAAUAUAAAUGGCUGAUCGAUUAACUCGUAUCGCUAUUCUCAAAGAAGAUCGCUGUAAGCCCAAAAAAUGCCGCCAGGAGUGCAAAAAAUCAUGUCCUGUUGUUAAAACUGGGAAGCUAUGUAUCGAGGUUACUUCUGCAUCCAAGAUGGCGUAUAUCUCUGAGGAGCUUUGCAUAGGGUGUGGUAUAUGUGUUAAGAAAUGCCCUUUUGAUGCAAUUGAGAUCAUUAAUUUACCAAAGGAUUUGGAUAAAGAUACAACUCAUCGUUACGGGGCCAAUACCUUCAAAUUACACAGGUUACCUGUUCCAAGGCCCGGGCAAGUUCUUGGAUUGGUUGGAACAAAUGGAAUUGGGAAGUCUACAGCCCUCAAAGUUUUGGCUGGAAAAUUGAAACCCAAUUUGGGGCGUUUUAACAACCCACCAGACUGGAGCGAAAUUUUGCAGUACUUCCGUGGAUCUGAGUUGCAGAACUACUUCACUCGUAUUCUUGAAGAUAAUCUAAAGGCCAUUAUAAAACCGCAAUAUGUUGAUCAUAUUCCUAAAGCAGUUCAAGGGAAUGUUGGCCAAGUACUUGAACAAAAGGACGAGAGAGACGUGAAGGCAGAGCUUUGUGCUGAUCUUGAACUGAAUCAGGUUAUAGAUCGUAAUGUUGGAGAUUUAUCAGGUGGAGAGCUUCAAAGGUUUGCAAUUGCUGUUGUUGCCAUACAAAUGGCAGAGAUUUAUAUGUUCGAUGAGCCUUCAAGCUAUCUUGAUGUGAAACAAAGGCUUAAAGCUGCACAAGUUAUCAGAUCUUUGCUUAGACCUAACAGUUAUGUGAUUGUGGUUGAGCAUGAUUUAAGUGUGCUUGAUUACUUAUCAGACUUCAUUUGCUGCUUAUAUGGGAAGCCUGGUGCAUAUGGUGUUGUGACACUACCCUUCUCUGUCAGAGAAGGAAUCAAUAUCUUUUUAGAAGGGUUUGUGCCUACAGAAAACCUACGUUUUCGUGAUGAAUCUCUUACAUUUAAGGUUGCUGAGACACCUCAAGAGAGUGCUGAAGAAGCUGAAACAUAUGCACGUUAUAGAUACCCUACUAUGUCUAAAACGCAAGGUGGUUUCAAACUGAAGGUGGUUGAGGGUGAAUUCACUGACUCUCAGAUCAUAGUUAUGCUUGGUGAGAAUGGAACAGGAAAGACAACUUUUAUUCGUAUGCUGGCUGGUUUACUGAAGCCUGAUACUGUGGAAGAUUCUGAAGUUGAGAUACCAGAGUUUAAUGUUUCUUACAAGCCUCAAAAGAUCAGUCCCAAAUUUCCUCACUCAGUUAGGCAUUUAUUUCAUCAAAAGAUUCGUGACUCGUACAUGCAUCCUCAGUUUGUUUCGGAUGUCAUGAAGCCUCUUCAAAUCGAUCAAUUAAUGGAUCAAGAAGUUGUGAAUCUUUCUGGUGGAGAACUGCAAAGAGUUGCAUUGGUUCUGUGUCUUGGCAAGCCUGCUGAUAUUUACUUGAUUGAUGAACCAAGUGCCUACCUUGACUCGGAGCAGCGUAUUGUUGCUUCAAAGGUUAUAAAGAGAUUUAUACUGCAUGCUAAGAAGACUGCAUUUGUGGUGGAACAUGACUUCAUCAUGGCAACUUAUCUAGCAGAUCGGGUGAUCGUUUAUGAAGGGAAACCGUCCAUCGAUUGUGUUGCAAAUUCGCCUCAGUCAUUAUUGACUGGAAUGAAUCUUUUCUUAUCCCAUUUGACCAUCACGUUUAGGCGGGACCCAACAAAUUUUCGACCAAGAAUCAACAAGCUGAAUUCAACGAAGGACAGGGAACAGAAACUUGCUGGAUCUUACUAUUAUUUGGAUGACUAAUUGGGAAUCUAGUUGCAAGGUUACCCUUCAUGACUUUCGGCUGUUGUGCGGCAACUGGAUACGCAGUCACUCCCUUCUAAGAAUCUGCUGGUUAAACCACUACCAAAAUCAGCUGCGCAUGGCGUUGGUGCUACACCAUGAGUAGAACUUAUCUUGUUUGAAAAAAGAGUUUUUGAUAACAUUCAGUGGUGGGUUGUGGAUGCUUGUAUCUAGAUUGCUUACAUCUUUAUUUUGUGGUACCCCUGUUGCUUUUUUAGUUGUACUCCCGGCUCUUGCUUACGUUGUCAGUUACUAAUACACGAGCUGCGUGUUUUUUGUUCA
Erigeron canadensis is the source of this 2292-nucleotide messenger RNA. RefSeq names its product ABC transporter E family member 2. The coding region runs from base 154 to 1971 and encodes 605 amino acids. Gene Ontology annotation, biological process: translational initiation; translational termination; ribosomal subunit export from nucleus. Gene Ontology annotation, molecular function: ATP hydrolysis activity; ATP binding; ribosomal small subunit binding. The record is from RefSeq and is a predicted model, not a curated record. NCBI's taxonomy places the organism in Eukaryota, Viridiplantae, Streptophyta, Magnoliopsida, Asterales, Asteraceae. The transcript is spliced from 11 exons.